Molecule: messenger RNA, 1379 nt
Organism: Pecten maximus
Lineage: Eukaryota; Metazoa; Mollusca; Bivalvia; Pectinida; Pectinidae
Product: testis-expressed protein 43-like
Exons: 3
Coding region: 32-463 (143 amino acids)
Source: RefSeq, a predicted model, not a curated record
UGAAUACAAAGUAUUCUUGCAUGUAUACAGUAUGUUGUAUAAAAGAGUCUGGUUGAGCGAGACUAACAAGAACGGGAAAAUGGCAGGACAGGGACGUAGAAAUAUCAAUCAGAAAUUUGCCGAAAGUCUGUACAAAUAUAGUCGUCCAAGAAUACCAGAGUAUUCUCGCCUCCAUCCAGUGGUGCCCCGUCUCUAUGUCCAGGAAUGGAAGACUGACAUGAAGAACAGGGAGCUUAUUGUUAAGAAUGCAGAGCUCGGAGGAAUUCCCCACGUAGAACAUGAUGAAAAUAUGUUCUUGGAAAAGCGUGAACAAAUGCAUUACAAUGUUGAGGAUAGGAAUCGUGUGGAAGGAAAGUACAAAAUGCCAAGUAGGGAAAGACUACUGCAGCCUGACUUUCACCAUGAAACCUCAAAAUACCAGAGUGAACUCAUGUUCCGCAGAGCAGGCAGCAUAGCGCAAUAAGGACUAAACAUGUCUUUUGGUUUUAGUGAUAACUUUUUAUUCCAAAUGAAAAGUAAUUUUGUUGGAUAUGGAAUUCCGUCCAUGUUUCGUGCAGUAUUAAAGUUACUGGUGUUGGAUAAUCCAGUUUAGGUUUCUUAUAUAGACCCAAAUUAUCAGAUUUUUAAAAAAGGCUGAUCCCUAGAUCCUUUGUCAGAUUAAAAUGAGGGUUCAUCACAGGCAUUCUAUUUAUCACAGUCAGUAUUAGUGUUAUCUUCACGAUGGCCAGCUUGCCAUUUUCAUAGUUGUGUGAAUUGCGAUCAGAUAUUGUCUAUUUUUGUUAAUUUCUUUCUCAUAGUUUUACUAUAUAUAAUAUCUUUUUUUCAUUUAUACACCUGAUAUUUAUUAUAAUGUUCAUAUGUUCAAUAUUUCUACUUCUUUUGCAAAUUUUUCCCAUUAUAUGUACACUUUGAAUGUAUACCUUGGUCAUAAAUCACUUUCGAUUUUUUUAAAUCUAUUUGUUGCAUGCCGAGUUUUACUGAAACAUAUUUUCCUCCUUUGGUUUGAAAAUAUUUCUCACACGGGCUUUCAGUUUCGAGUUUUCAUAAUAAUAAAUUUGAAAAACAUGACUCUUAUUUUGAGUUGACAAUAUGUUUUUGCUAUUUGCGCUUUUAAAAUUUUUUAAUCCUUUUGUGGUAGUUCUGUAUAUUAACAAAGAAAACCUUUCACUUAUAUUUUUCAAGUGCUCUUUGUUUUUUUAAAAGAUUAUAUUUUGUACAAACUUUUUCUCAUCAAGAUAAUUUUCAUGAUUUUGAUUUAUAAACGUCUUGUACAUUAGAUUCUAUACAUUUACAUGGAAACAGCAGAGUUGUUUCAAUGGCUGAAUGUUGUUUUAUUUGUGGUGUCAUGUGUUAACAAUAAAAAUUAUUGAAGUUUUCAA